UGAACACUCAUAUACAAGAAGAUUUAGUUUCUUAUUUAAAGUUAACCAAUGAAUUCAACAUUUCUUCAUGUCUAAGGAUUAUGUAUGCUGAUGAAUUAGGUGAUCAGAGGAAACAUUUAUAGAUUUGUCAGUAAAUUGUAUGAAAAUAGUUUUAUUGAGUUGUAAGUCUUGUUCAUGCUGUGGAUGUACUAACAAAAAAGGAGACGGAGAAUUUUUAUCAUAACAUCAAUCAGGAUAAAGGUUUUGUGUGUGUUGCUGUUCCACGAUGACUAUGCACAUGGUGCAGAAUCAGAUGACGCCGACGUACCAGUAUGCGGCGCCAACGCCUACAGCCCUGGAGGAAUACACUGGUCAUCCCCAGGUCGUAGUUAGUCAACCCACCACAGUAGUGUCCGCUGAAGCAGCCCCACCCCUACAGUUCAAACCCCAGGACACGCCCUACCCUGUCACCACGGUAACUCCCAACGGGGGCGUGGAGCAGCAGACGGUAAGGCCGCCAAGACAGAUCAAUCAAACAGACCUAGAGGAGGGAUCACAAGUACAGGUGUCGCCAUCUGUGGCAGCAGCUGCAGCACAGAACCUUGCAAUUGGGCCAAAACGUCUUCAUGUGUCAAAUAUUCCAUUUAGAUUCAGAGAAGCAGACUUAAAAAACUUACUAGGGCAAUUUGGUAAAAUCAUAGAUGUUGAAAUUAUCUUCAACGAAAGGGGAUCAAAGGGAUUUGGUUUUGUAACUUUCGAAACUAGCGCGGAGGCUGACCGAGCACGAGAGAAAAUGAACGGCACUGUGGUUGAGGGAAGAAAGAUUGAGGUUAACAAUGCCACUGCCCGAGUUAUGACCAAAAAAACUGUCGCUGCUCCCACAAUCCCAAAUGGAUUUCCCCAAGCAGUUGCCGGCAAUCCCAGCGCUGCUGCAGCAUUACGAGGUGUGGCCUUGACCAGAGGACGGGCGGCAGCUGCCGUUGCUGCACGUGGAACAUACGCAAAUGUAGCCGCAGCUGCAGCGGCUGCAGCAGCAUUUCGUCACCCAACACCUUUAGCGGCCACCGCUACAGCGCUGCCUUACACUGCGGGCAUGUACCAGGACCCGUUCCUAGCGGCAACGUAUGCAGCCGCUGAAAGAUACCAGCUCCCCCAGUUGGUGACGACACAACCCUACCCCACAGCGGCUGCAGGCUAUGCUACCGCUGCCACUCGCUACGCAAUCCCUGCCGCCAUGGCUGCCACAGGAGCAACAUAUGCUGCUGCAGGGUCCAUUCCGUAUGCUGGGAGAGAAUAUGCGACAGACCCCUACCUUGGACACAGUAUUGGACCAGUUGCUGGUUAUGGAGCCACAGUGUAUCGCGGGGCCUAUCAGAGAUUCACACCCUACUGAUGUAUAAGAGGUCAAUGUGAGAGAUAGGAUUGGAAAGGAGUUGGCAAAACAAGCAGCGGUCAUGUGAUAAACUCUGCAGUGUUGUCAUGUUGAACUGUAGAGCCAAGGCGGAGCUGACAUCAACAGUAUUCGCCCUAUUUAACUCUCAGACCAGACUGUGAAGUGCAAUGUUCUCAUCAGUGCUGAAUUGGUGCUUUUUCACUUUAUUUUGUAAUAUUUGAUUGUAUGUUUUUAUUUUUAAAAUCAGCACUGAUUGGAGAUUUUGAAAUACUUGCUGCCAUUUUUAAGAUUCUUCCAUUCUGAUUGGUUCAGUCCUUGAAAUGUGAAUCCCCUUGAGAUCAUUGGAAAAUACCUCAAUGCUUCCAUUGUGCUGAAACAGUUUUGUUGGGUUUGUUUGGGAGGAAAUUGAGGGGUUUUACUGCAUCCACAUGCAACUGUCAGUAUUAAAUCAAAAUUUUUCAUUAUUGGAUGCAACUGUAAGUUUGUUAUUGCCGUUAUGUAGUUGUGUAGUUGGUCAGACCUAGGUUCGAUAUAGGUGAGACCUGCUACAGGUUAUGUGUGUUGUCGGGACGACAAGGACAGACUAGUAAUAUCUGUCAACCAUUGUUCCAAAGUCAUUAUUUAUUAUAUACAAACACUCUUAUUUAUUCAUCUGUAUAUAUAUUAUGAAAACCACUGGAGCAUUUCAAGGACUGAACCAUGGCUACGCAUCAUUAAUCGUACUAUCCACUCGAUGAUCAUGGUGUAUGGUUACUGGUGACAGAAGAUAGAAUGAGUGGUGGGGCCGUUUGGGUCAUGCGUUUGGAUUAUACACUUAUUAUUGAUGAUGAAUGUACAUACUAAAUACUCAUAAUGCAGUAAGCUUUAUUUUGAACAAAUGCAUCUAGUCAAAUUCACACUGUUUUACCUCAUGCCAACCUAAGUUAAGGGGUGAAUCAUCCAACAUGAGCACUGGUACUGGUCACACACACUAGCGUCUUGUGCUGUUAAUUUGGGCCCUGCCAAUGAGUCAUGUCACUGGUAAAAAGCAGCAGUGACGUUAAAAGAUAACGUGAAACCUAAUACUGUAUUGGAUUCAAUGUCAAUAUUUGAUAAGUCAUAUUGAUGCUUGUGCAAAAUACAACAAUGAAUUACAAUAUGUGUCAUUGUAUUGAGACAAUAUAAACAAAUUUCGUAAUCCGAUUUGAUUGGGUAACUUACCAUGAUAUUACUAUAUACAUAUUCAUGAUCUGAUACAUAUAAUGUUUGUUUUGGCUUAAGUUUUAAUUUCUAAUUAAGAUAAAAGUUGAUUUUAUUAUAAAGAGUUAUGGUAGGGCCAGUAAACCUGGUAGAAUAUCAUGCCAUCAAUAUUCUCUAGGUUUGCAGUGAACACAUCAGCAACUAGGUGCUUACCAUCUAUAUUUUUUUCAUCACUUUUAUGUGCAAUUAAAACACUCAACAUUUUACAUGCAUCAUUUCUAGAAGGAAGAUGAAUGUAAAGAUGCUUGUCUUCAUGUUCAUUUGAGUACGUAACUGAACUUUCUAACCUUUUGCAGCAAAGGUCAACCUUACACACUAGUCAAGGCCUAAUCAAAUUGAAAACAGUGUCAAAGGUCAUGGUCAGUCAAAUUUUGAAAGAAAAAAAUCUUAAACCUUAAGCUAGUCAAGGUCAAGCUGAAUCCUUAUAAGCAAAGGUCAUAGGUGAAAUGAUUUUGGUGAGGUAUUUUAACAGUGUCUUAAUGCUUUUGGUUCUGUUUGAGAAAUGAUAAGAGAUUGUGGUUAGUAACUUUUUUUCUAUACAAUGUAUACAUUUUGUUUUCUUUUUUAAAUGUUCUUCAUCAACUCAUUGUUCAUUCACAGUUUCUUCCAGUAUGCUUGUACAGAAAGCAUGAGAGCAUGGUGCUAGGAAGAAGGUCAUGUUCGCAUGGUUUGUACCAUGAGUGGGCGAGAGUGUGAAAGUUAAUGGAGAUGAAAAAUUGUGAGGGUGAUACUGAUAAAUAUAAUUGGAAUACUAGUCGACUCUUAAAUAGUUAUAUAAUAUUACAAUGUUACUUUUCAUAAUUUAAGAAGAAAGUUUCAUACAUGUUAUUAUUGAAAGAUGUUCGUUUCUGGAACAUUCUUGCCAAAAGAAAAUUUCUUGCCCUUGGUGUAUUUUAUCGAUUUAUUUGGCUGAUUUUGUUAUCAGUUCUAUUGUUAAUAUUACAGAAAUGCUUAAAUUGCUACGCAAUAUCUUUUCAAAGUUGAAUCUGCCCGAGGUUUUGUGGUUUUUUUUUUAAUACAAGUUUUCGCUCUCUCUUUCAUUAAAAGUUUUGUCUUUUUUUUUUUUAUCUAUUCCAUCAAUAAAAUGAUUUUUUUAUAUGUUUGAAAAAAUUACGUAAUAUUGCAAAGAAUUUUUUUUUUCUCUUUGAUAAAUCUGAUACAGGUAUUUGUGACCUUGUUAUAUAAAAAACUGUCAGCAUUAUUGUGUGAAAGAUUGUUAACAUUUGGAUGACUCCUCACUUUCCCUCUCUUAUUUUACUGUAAAGCAAUCUCAUUUUGUUUCUAAGGGCAGAGCAGGUUUUAUUAUAUAUUAUGAAUAUUGUAUUUCUUCCAACUUUUGUUGUCAAAUUUUUAUACAUGUUGAUAUGUAAAAAAAAAAAAAAAAAAACUGAUUGCACACAACAUAAACUGCAAAUUUGAAAAAAAGAAAAGAUGAAUGUCCCAUCUUUUUUUUUUAAAUGAUGAUAAUCAAAAGUUUUCAGCAGAUGUCAAAAAUACAACAAGAUUUUGUUAAAAGA
Ylistrum balloti is the source of this 4128-nucleotide messenger RNA. Its product is annotated as RNA binding protein fox-1 homolog 2-like. Bases 266 to 1372 code for a protein of 368 amino acids. Gene Ontology annotation, biological process: nervous system development; regulation of alternative mRNA splicing, via spliceosome. The transcript has 12 exons. Gene Ontology annotation, molecular function: mRNA binding. Lineage: Eukaryota; Metazoa; Mollusca; Bivalvia; Pectinida; Pectinidae. Gene Ontology annotation, cellular component: cytoplasm; nucleus. The record is from RefSeq and is a predicted model, not a curated record.